Messenger RNA from Brassica rapa (field mustard), 972 nucleotides. RefSeq names its product glutathione S-transferase T3-like. NCBI's taxonomy places the organism in Eukaryota, Viridiplantae, Streptophyta, Magnoliopsida, Brassicales, Brassicaceae. The record is from RefSeq and is a predicted model, not a curated record.
AUGAGUCCUCCUCGUGUCUCUCUCUCUCCUAGCAAUCUCUCGGCGACUCUGAUCUGCGACGUUCUCGUCAACGCAUCCGUCAUCUGUUCUCCUAAUCUCUCGUCGAAGAUAAGCUCUCCUCGGCGGCUCACAUCGAUGAAGAAAGACUUCGCCUCUGUCUCCGAAAUUCAAAAGGAAAGUCAACAAAGUGUUUCACCCUCUUCAUCGCAAGUCCCCUUAUUUGCUGAAGACACUGGAGGCAGUGGCAAAGUAAGAAGAACCUGGACGCCAACAGACGAUGUUGUUCUCAUCAGCUCGUGGUUAAACACGAGCAAAGAUGCGGUAAUUGGGAAUGAGCAAAGGUCGCUUGCGUUCUGGAAAAGAAUUGCUGCGUACUACAAUGCUAGUCCUAAGCUUGCUGGCUGUGAAAAAAGAGAGGCGUCUCACUGUAAGAAUCGUUGGCAGAAGAUCAAUGACGUCGUCUGCAAGUUUUGCGGUGCAUAUGAAGCAGCAACCAGACAGAAAACCAGUGGACAAAAUGAUAAUGAUGUUCUGAAGCUAGCACACGAAAUCUUCUUUACCAACUAUAAAAAAAAAUUCAUUCUUGAGCAUGCUUGGAAAGAGUUGCGUAAUGACCAGAAAUGGUGUGAGCUGUCAGCAGCCAAAAAAGAUGGAAGCUACAGAAAGAGGAAGUGUGAUGGUGGGGAUGAUGAUGAAGCCAAUGCUGGUGAUGAUGAUGAAGCUACAAAUCGACCCCCGGGAGUCAAGGCAGCAAAGGCCGGUUCUGGAAAAGGCAGCAAAUGUCCUGAAGCCAAUGCUGGAAAAGGUCUGUCCCAGUUUCAGACAAUGUGGACCAUCAAAAAGGAAGACUUGGCUUUGAAAGAAAAACUGGAAAAAAUCAAGCUUCUCAACACUCUCCUUGCUAGAGAAGGACCACUUGCGGCUUCUGAAGAAACUUUGAAGGAGCAACUCAUAACUGAGUUGAGGACGUGA